AUGAACUCGCAAAUCAUGAUCAUGGGAAUGAUCGCUGCAGCCUCGGUAGCAUUCGUCGGAUUCCUGAUGUACCGAAUCGGACAGUCGUCCGAAGACAGCGAUCUGAUCAACCAACCGCCGCUGAAAGACAACAGCUCCUUGAACGAGGACCUAUGGGACAUCCUCGCGUUCGUGCCGUACAAGGAAGUGCAAGACAUCGUCGAACGUUACAUGAAGUACGACAGGCAGAUCGGAGACACCGUCAGCUUCGUCAACGACCACAAAAGGUUCCUGUUGAGAGAACUCGAAGAUAUGCCGCAGGCGAGCCGCAUGAUUCUGUUUCUGUCGAAAAAUGGCCUCGACGUCCAUUACUGGUCCGAGAAGGUGCGCAGCUAUUGGAAGAUGGCGCCGAGGUUCGUUAGGAGCAACGGCAACAUGGCGGACGGCGGGCUGACCGUGAUGAUCGACAAGAUCCUGCGCACCAUACCGCUGAACGAACUCCACGAACUGCUGCGACAGAAAGUCAAGUACUCGGGCAGCUUCCGGAGGCUGUUGCUGCUGCUGAAGUCGAACGACUUCGAGGAGCUGUGCAACGAGAUCGGACAGAACCGGAUGAUGAAUCAUCAUUACUUCUGGGCGCAGGAGGAUGGACUGGAAGUGACGUUCGCUGGCGAGCUGCUGAUGGAUCUCCACGCUUAUCUCACUCAGACUUUGUUUAGAUAA
Nomia melanderi (Alkali bee) is the source of this 702-nucleotide messenger RNA. Its product is annotated as protein G12. Lineage: Eukaryota; Metazoa; Arthropoda; Insecta; Hymenoptera; Halictidae. The record is from RefSeq and is a predicted model, not a curated record.